Molecule: messenger RNA, 3878 nt
Organism: Orbicella faveolata
Lineage: Eukaryota; Metazoa; Cnidaria; Anthozoa; Scleractinia; Merulinidae
Biological process (GO): protein localization to membrane; lysosome localization; organelle organization
Cellular component (GO): BLOC-2 complex; lysosomal membrane
Source: RefSeq, a predicted model, not a curated record
AAUGACUCUUUCUUUCAUUUUCUUCUGGUUCCUAUCUACAUGUAGGCUUUCGCUUAUGUUUUUAGGAUAGAAUUUUAUACCGUGAAAGUCGUUUUAGAUUAUAUCGGCCCGAAAAUUCGGGUUAGUUAAUCUCUCCGAGUGAAAACCUGUUAUGUUCGUCCUAUGAGAAAUCGAGGUUUUUCGACAUAAAUUCCUCAUGUAGAACUGAAAGUUCGUUGUCAUCGAUAGUACCGUUUUCGUAGCUCAAGCGAAACUGGUCGUGGAGCUCGUGAAAGGAAGACAUGACAAAAUUUUUCGAUAGUUUUAGGUCGAUGUUUGCAAGGACUCAGCUCUAUUUACAUGUACUUGCACUUAGUUUUCACGCCGUGAAUGACGUCCUCGACCCAGUCUUCCAAAAGUUUUACUCAUCAUCGUCGUCUCAUUCAAUUCAUCAUCGGUGCUUAAGGUCCCUAUUACUUUUCACUUGACCACCGAAAAUUGUAUUUUACAAAUUCAGCGCAAAAAUCAGGUGAUGUUUGUUUAUCACGUCCUCCAGUCCCCGCGCGUGCUCGCGUCCCACGUCCCUGCGUCCCCACGUCCCCGCGUGUGAGUUAGCCGAAUUUGUCUAUUCGAAAUGAUUCGAAAUUAGCGAGAACCGAAAAAACUUGAGUUUUGGGCUUUUGGCAUAGGUCCGGAUCGAGAGCGGCCAAAUAUGAAGGCGAGGCUGCUAAGCAGACCUUAGCAGUCCUGCUGAAAACGACGACUAACUAUAGUCACGAGAUGCGAGCUACUUUCUAUUUCUAUAAACCUCCAAGGACGUUGUUUUAUCUUCUUUGAUAAUGGAGUAACAUCUUAUUCCUAAUGGUUUUUUCACUGAAAAAUAUCGAUGAUGCGGGGUUUGGACUUCGCGAUGGCUCGAAAUUGGGAAGCCUCAUUAACCGGAAACCAGGAUCGUCUCGAGAUCAGGCCGAGUUAGCGAAUGUCUGGGGCAGCUGUGGUCAUGUUUUUGUCGCGACCAACGCCGGCCGUAACUUGCAUGCUUUCGAAUCCAUUCCUCGAUCAAAGUGGACACCUGAGAGUGAAAGCCUUCUGUUGCAAGGAAAAACAUGUGAAGGAGGCAGGAGAAGGUUGUCCUACAGAAGUAUUAAAGUGCACGAGACUGUGCCAAAAGCUAUCAUAGACCAAGAAUCUCCCAUUGUGAGUGUCUUGUCUAGUGUCGAAAAUCCAUUGCUUGUCUUCAUAGUUCACCAAAAUAGCAUCACAGAAUGUUGGGAAUUUACUCAGUCAAACUACAAAUGGAUUAAGAGAAAUGAAUUUCAACUGAGUAACACAAAAGGAGUUGAAAUAUUGCAUGUCAUAGUCCACCCCCUGGUAAAUGCAUUCUUCUGGUGCGAGCGUCGUUCAGUCUCCGCAUCAAAUUUAAUAACCUGUUGUGUUUGUUUGAGAGAUGUGACUGUUUCUGAAAGACUAGGAAACAAUACGGUGGUUUCUGUUGGACCCUUGGUUGUGAUUCUUCAUGGCUGUCCUACCAUGUCUUUGCACAUCAUUGGCAGAAGCGUUUGUCUUGUUCCUGACUUUCCUGAGGAGUUGAGGAGUUUUAUUCUCUUUUGGACAUUUGUUCAGCGGUCCUUAAAGAUUUAUAUAUGGAAUUAUGGUUUAAUUGGAGAUGUAGACACAUUUGACUUCAGAGCUGUAGUUGCAGAGUUAGUUUGUCCAUGGACGUCAGGAGCAAAUAGUGGCAGGCACCAUGUCAUUGCUAUCACAUCUCACCCUACAACUAAUGAACUUCUUGUACUCAACAGUGAUUUAGAAUUGUCAUAUUUCAAACUUGACGACAGAGAUCCUGCUCUAACACCCCUUGUGAAACUUCUGCUGGAUUCUUCAUUUACCAAUGACAAAAUUUCAUUCUUCUUUACAUUUGAUCUUAUUGUUGGACUGGUGUGGGACUCAGGUGUUAUUGUGCUUCAUGACAUUCACAGUGGAGCUAAAAUCUGUAAGCUUGAAGACUUGCAAGGUCAAAAUGUUCACAUAUGGAAGAGUUUUCAUUUGGCUAAUUCCAUUGGAUUUUGGUCAAUCAGUGGAAUUUGGAAGCUCCAAUCUGGAUCAGUUCUUGAAAUUUCCGAGUGCAUUAGAUCUUCCAUUUCUUUGGCAAACAUUGUAACUGGAGAAACCAAUUCUUCAGUGAUUCAAGGAAGGCUAAAUGAAUCCAGUUCCAAAACCAGGGCUUCGCACAAGAAUUGUUUUAUAGCCGAUGACCCAUCCUUGAGAACUGAAUUUGACAACUCAUCUGAGAAGUUUGUUAUACCUGAACUUGUACAAGAGCAAGAAAUGUUUUCUUCCAGAAGCACUACUGAACAAUCUAUGAACACUGAUGAAAGGCUAUUUACUGGCCCACUUUUGGCAGCAAGUCACUUGAUGAAGUGGAAUUUGAAUCACAGGGCAGCCAAGCUUGCACUGGACUCAGUUGUUUGUUCAACACUCUUGUCAGAUUGUGCUCUGAAAGAUUCAGAGAUUCCAAGAUACUUUCUUGAUCUCUUAGUAAGCGAACAUGCUCAGGACCCAGCGAUAGCCCUUGCUUUACUCUGGGAACAUCCAAUGCACAGAGAAUUCAUCCUUCAAAGGCUUGAACAAUAUGUGGGUGAAAGCAUACACAAACCUCACAAGACAUUUUUAAAUGAGCUUUUGCAUCCAUACUUGAGUGAAUUUGUUUUGCUGGGCAAGCAGUGUAAGUCUGCAAUAGAUUCUGGUUUCAAAGGAAUGACGCAGUCACCCUCACUUCCAACAAACUCUGUCAGCCAAGAAGUUCCUGCUUUGCUGGAGGCAUUCAACAGUGGCCCACUGGACAUGACAUCACUGGAGAGGCUGAGCACAUUAAGUCAUCAACAGCCCCACAAGGUUCUAGAAUGUGUAGCAGAGUAUUUAAAGAUUGAUUCUAAGCAGGAUGACUCACAGGGACAUCAAUUGGAGCAGAGAUGGAGAACAAUUUACAGACUUGAGUGGAGAAAUGGCCAGUGGAAGAGGAGUAGAAUAGCUCUCAAAGAUCCUUUUAAUGCCCUUUUGAACAUCCUCCUACGAAUCUUUUGCGAUUCAAAAUCAGAAUGGCUCAUGAAGAUGGUGGAGAGAGGAAUGGAUACAAUUCAGCUGGCAGAGUCAGAUGAGAGAACUGAGGAGUAUCUAACCCAGUCUGUGUUGGAGUGUCUUCCAGUUUUGCGUACAAGACAUGUAAACACUAAGUCCAUGUUGGUUCACUCACAACUCUGUUACUCUAUUGGUCAAGAGACUCAAGCUUUGCAUCUCCUUCUAAGCAGCAAAAUGUGGAAGGAAGCCAUUGACUUUGUUUCCUGUUGUGGAAAGAGCAGUGAGAAUUCAACUUUGCUUUUCGUCAUGUUGAUAAAGGGACUUCAGAGCGGAAGAGCUUCCUGUGAGAUGCUAGUCGAGGCCCUCAACAUAAAGCCCAAAGGUUUUAGUACCUAUGAACUGCUGGCUAUUAUGAGGGACCAAGCUCCGGUUGCUAAGGAACCUUUUCCAAAGGGUGCAAGACAGGCAACUGUUGGUGAAGUAAGGCCUUUCCUUGCUGCCCUUUUCUCGUCUUGAAGCACAAGAAAACCUAACCGUUCGUGGAAGUGAGAUAAGCACGAGGAAUAGAGAGAGGAACUUUUUCCUUUCCUGGAGCUUGUGCUUUCUCUCCUUACCUGACAAGUUGACCAAACACGGCCACGUCUGCACGCGCUUCACAUUCCGAGAUCCUUUCUGACAUCAGGUUGGACCUCACUCACGCAAAAUCGUGAUUGUAGGAGCCCAUCUACACUACGCCGCAGGAACUUGAAAACACAGCAAUCACCGGUCAUUUGGUUUUGUGUUUGAGGAAAACUCGGUCAGGGAAAUCACAUGACUAUCGC